Messenger RNA from Alosa alosa (allis shad), 3645 nucleotides. RefSeq names its product SWI/SNF-related matrix-associated actin-dependent regulator of chromatin subfamily E member 1-like. The transcript is spliced from 11 exons. Gene Ontology annotation, molecular function: nuclear receptor binding; nucleosomal DNA binding. The coding region runs from base 265 to 1674 and encodes 469 amino acids. Gene Ontology annotation, cellular component: SWI/SNF complex. Gene Ontology annotation, biological process: negative regulation of DNA-templated transcription. The record is from RefSeq and is a predicted model, not a curated record. Lineage: Eukaryota; Metazoa; Chordata; Actinopteri; Clupeiformes; Clupeidae.
UAAUGUGGCAAGAGCAAAGCAGUUGUCGCUUGUGCAUGUGAUGGAUUGUGUUUUCUGUUAAAGUCUCUGUAGUUAUCUGAGCGCCUCCUGUCAUCGUGCUGAAAUUAAAAAAAUAAUACACACAUUCUAGAGACUUCCAUCUAUUUGCUGGAGCUUAAUUCGAGUCUGUGGUGCUUGUACCCGAUAAUUCAGUUUGCAGGGCUCGGAACAAAGGGAUUUUGGGACAGAGUUCCUGGAAUAGGCUGAUUUCACCCAUCUGCCAAGAUGUCAAAGAGGCCUUCCUUUGCCCCUCCCCCCACCCCUGCCCCCAUGACACAAAUGCCCAACACUCCCGGGUUUGUGGGCUACAACCCAUAUAGCCACCUGGCCUACAACAACUACAGGCUGGGAGGAAACCCUGGCAGCAACAGUCGGGUAACGAAUGCAUCAGGCAUUGCCAUCCCCAAACCACCCAAGCCACCAGACAAGCCUUUGAUGCCCUACAUGCGAUAUAGUAGGAAGGUCUGGGACCAAGUAAAAGCCUCCAAUCCCGAUCUGAAGCUAUGGGAAAUUGGGAAGAUAAUCGGUGGCAUGUGGAGGGACCUCACUGAUGAGGAGAAACAGGAAUAUUUGAAUGACUACGAAGCAGAGAAGAUCGAGUACAAUGAGAGCAUGAAGGCUUACCACAACUCCCCCGCGUACCUGGCCUACGUCAACGCCAAGAACCGCGCCGAGGCCGCCCUGGAGGAGGAGAGCCGGCAGCGGCAGUCACGUCUCGACAAAGGCGAGCCCUACCUCACCAUCCAGCCGGCCGAGGACCCCGACGAUUACGACGAUGGUUUUUCCAUGAAGCACUCGGCCGCGGCCCGUUUCCAGCGUAAUCACCGCCUCAUCAGCGAGAUCCUGAGCGACAGCGUGGUCCCGGACGUGCGCUCCGUCGUCACCACGGCACGCAUGCAGGUGCUCAAGCGCCAGGUCCAGUCGCUCAUGGUGCACCAGAGAAAGCUGGAGGCUGAACUGUUGCAGAUUGAAGACCGUCACCAGCUCAAGAAGAGGAAAUUUCUGGAAGCAACUGAGGCAUUCACCAAUGAGCUGAAAAGGCUGUGCUGUAUGAAGGUGGAGGUGGACAUGGAAAAGAUCUCUGCGGAAAUGGCCGCCGCCGAGGAGGCCUCCCGCAAGCGCAUGGCGGAACGGGAGCGGGAGAUGUCCGAGGAGCCGGAACAACCUGCAAGCCCCACCUCCUCCUCCUCUGACAAGACGAAGCCCCCGGGCCUCGGCAAGGCCCCCCCACUCUCCCAAAGUGACGGCAGCAAGAAAGAAGAAGAUGAGGAGCCUGCCUCGGACACCAAACCCACAGACACUGCCGAGAAGUCGAAAGCUCCAGAGGAGCAGGAGGCCCCGGCGGCCAGCGAGGAGGCCGCCCAGGAGGACAAGGAGAGUGUGGCCGAGGCCACCAUGGAGGAGUGUACCAGCGACAGCAACACCGGCUCCGAAACCCCCUGCACCCCCACCGAGGAGACCACGCACCCCGAGUCCACCUUCGAAGGGUCCUCAGGAGGAGGUCGCCCCGCACUGAACAGCCCCCCCGCGCCUUCUCCCCACCCCUACUCCGUCUCACUCCCCAAGACUACGGGUCCACCGAUCCACCGUCCAAUUAAAAAACCCACCCACCCAGCCAAUCAAGUCUCCUCAUGAGAGACUUCAUGCUGGAAAGGCGUCUCCAAGCUGAGCCACCACUUGUCCAACUGUCCCCCAGUCACUAUUGCACUUGUCUUCACUGAUAUGAGAUGACAAAAAUAACGCACCGACACACAAAGAACACACAAACACAUGUGUACGCACACACACACACACACACACACACACACACAAUCUGCAUAUCAGUGUUAACAUUGUUCUGUUUGUUUGUUUGUUUUUUAAAUCAUGGACUUGCUCUUUUUUGCGCAAAUGACUCCGCACACAUGACCUCUUUGGCCGUAGUCGAGAGCUCUGCUCGUCAUCAGCUUUUGGUCUGCACAGUGUCGAGUGCUGUUUUUAAUAGGAAUGGAAACAAUAUUGCAUGGGGUCAUGUACAAGUUUGACUGGAAUAUGUCACUUCGUUAUUAGCAUUAUUAUUUUAUUUCUACUUUUUAAAUGGGUGCAGUUGUGUUUUCGGUAGGCCAUUGUUGUGCUGUUGCAGUGUACAGCUAUGGUAUUGCACACAAAGAGUAACACCUGGGCCUGGCCCCACACACAGUUUAGUGUUUUCCUGUAUGUUCAUAUGCUGUGUUCACACAUAGGUUUAUACCUGUGGCUGUUGUCUCUCGAUGAAAUAAUUAUCACGUUGACCUGUACCUGUCACUUCCCGUGAGGCAGGUUGGUGCGGUGGACAUCCGGUACACCGUGUUCAGUAAACGGUUACAUCAUGUGCAUGCAAAUGCAGACUGAGCCUCAAAAGGCAAGAUGGUGGCAGGGUAGUGAGAGCACUGAGACUUCCUGCUGCAAGGCUCUGCAAACAUGAAGACAAACAACAUCAAAGGAUACGUGCUUAUUCAGUGGCCUUGCCCGAUAAAUGAUUUGCUUAUUGAAUUCAGCUGAGACACUUCUGCGCUGCUUACUUAUUUCUUGCCCCCGCCCCCCAUUCUUACUUAAUUUUCACCCUCUGUUUUGCUAAAGCAGAAAGAAACAAGGGGGCAGUUUAUAUGGGCCCUUAUUCUUGGAAUGUGCUGUUGUAUGCUCUCUGUAUUAGUAUUAUGUGUUGCCGUUGUCUCAGGAGUUUGUACUUAGUCUUGGUGUGUUAUUUAUGAUUGCUUUGCUUCCCCAGCAGUAGAUUUUAGUGUCUGUGCCAGUUGUAUAGGUGCUGUGUUGUGCCGUAGCGAUGUGCUAGGAAGAGCUAACUCAGUGCUGUGGAUGGUGCUAGCUCAGGCAAUCUCAAUCGAGCUUUCUAGGGCCCCCCCCGACCCUCCCCUAAGGAACUCACAAGCGAGGUAGCAUUCAUCAAUAGCAUUCAAGAUUAGCAGCUAGCAGAUGGGAGGGGGAUGGAUGGGAUGACUGAUGAACUGAGUUAAGAGCCUCCUGAGCCAGGCUGGCCAAUUGCAUUCUUUAGCAACAAUGCAGCGUGCAGAGGUACUGAUAGCUGUGAGUUAGCUGCAAUGCUACAAAUUGUUUUGUGUGCGUUGUCAGUGUGCUUAACAUGUGUUGGUUCUCAGCAUUGAAGUCAGGUGACAUUGCUAUCAGUGGUUUUUAUGCUUAUCUCUGUCUGCUAAACAGCUAUCGGGUGGCACACAGUUACACAAAACAGUGUUGAAAUGCUGCGCUUGUGUUCAGUGCUAAUGCGAAAUCGUGUGUAGUAGCUAGCUGUUAGGGUCACGCUUAGUGGCGUUAAGCCUCCUUCAGCAUUAGCAGUGUAGCGACAUCUCUUAGCAUCAUUCUAAACUAGCCUGGUUAGCUGCUGUUAGUGUUAGCCUAUCCUGAGCAGUUCUUUUAAAAGAUAUAUCAUGAUCACAAGAAGCUCAUCCUAUCACCCUGGUUACACAGGAUCAUCUCAUGACAAAGCCACUUGGAAAGCUGUGUUGAAGAAUGGAUUUUGCAACAUGAUUUCCUUUUUCAUAUUUAUACUGUGCCAAUAAAUUUUUGUACACCGAAAAUAAAUAAUAAUAAAAAAACAUCUUACCAGUGUCAUCAAAA